GUCCCGUUUGAAUUUAAAUUUCCUACCCUUUAAAAAGUUUGAAAAAUCUUUGGGGGCUCUCAUCACAGAUCCAUUUGAAUCUCAAUCAAAACUCAAUCUCUGUUGUUAUUAUUCAUUUUUUCAAACUCACCUUCCCUCUCUCUUUCUCUCUCCAAAAACCCUAACUGAUCUCUCACUCUCACUCUCACCCUCACUCAGUCUCAGACAAAGUCCCAAGCCAGUCAAUCGCGCCAUGACAGCUGUCCCACCGCCGGCCCCAGGCCGCGAGCUCGCGAACCCGCCGUCGGACGGAAUAUCCAACCUCCGAUUCUCCAACCACAGCGAUCACCUGCUCGUCUCCUCAUGGGACAAGAGCGUCCGAUUGUACGAUGCGAGCGCCAACGCGCUGCGAGGCGAGUUCAUGCACGGCGGUCCAGUCCUCGACUGUUGCUUCCACGACGAUUCCUCGGGGUUCAGUGCCAGCGCCGAUAAUACUGUGAGGCGGCUUGUUUUCAGCUCUAAUAAGGAGGAUAUUUUGGGAAGGCAUGAUGCUCCUGUGCGUUGUGUUGAGUACUCUUAUGCAGCAGGGCAAUUAAUCACGGGUAGUUGGGACAAAACCCUGAAGUGUUGGGAUCCUAGAGGUGCAAGUGGGCAGGAUCGCACUCUUGUUGGGACAUACCCACAGCCUGAGCGUGUUUACUCACUUUCUCUCGUUGGAAAUCGUUUAGUUGUAGCAACUGCAGGAAGACAUGUAAAUGUCUACGAUUUGAGAAAUAUGUCCCAACCUGAACAGCGAAGGGAAUCUUCAUUGAAAUAUCAAACUAGAUGUGUGCGCUGUUAUCCCAAUGGAACAGGAUAUGCUCUUAGUUCCGUAGAAGGACGAGUUGCAAUGGAAUUUUUUGAUCUCUCAGAGGCUAGUCAAGCCAAAAAGUAUGCAUUUAAGUGUCAUAGAAAAUCAGAGGCUGGAAGGGACAUUGUCUACCCAGUAAAUGCCAUUGCAUUCCACCCUGUCUAUGGUACUUUUGCAACUGGAGGUUGUGAUGGUUAUGUGAAUGUGUGGGAUGGGAACAACAAGAAGAGGCUGUAUCAGUACUCAAAAUAUCCGACAAGCAUUGCAGCACUUUCUUUUAGCAGAGAUGGCCGCCUUUUGGCGGUGGCAUCAAGUUACACAUUUGAAGAGGGAGAAAAACCUCAUGAACCAGAUGCGAUAUAUGUUCGUAGUGUAAAUGAAAUAGAGGUCAAGCCAAAGCCGAAAGUGUACCCUAAUCCGCCUGCAUAAGUCAAAACGUAGAAUAUCCUCUUUGUUCCAUAGUAGCCCCGCUAUGGUCGAUGUACUUGGAUGGCACCCACUUUGAGGCUUGAGCCCGAGAUGGGUUGGUCUUGAAGAUCUCAUGUCUUUUCCUAUUUUGGUUAGAAAUGACUAACCAAGCGGAGUACUGUAUUCUUUUCUUUUUUUGGUCAAAGAUUAGAUAACCAUAAUGUACAUCUGGAUUAUAUACCAAUGGUGAAUUGGAUCUUGGAUUUAUAUCUUGUAACGAAGUGUAGACUACAAGCAAAUUGUGUCGUUGAUUGGCGCGUGAGACUUGGUCGGUAAUCUAGCAUGCUUAUGAGCUUUUGAAGCAUCCUUGCUAUGAUAAGCUUGGACUCUUAAGAGCAUUUCCAACAGAUUUUUUAAAACACCAAAAUUCUUUAAAUUUUAUGUUGGUUUUUGAGUUUUU
Corylus avellana is the source of this 1697-nucleotide messenger RNA. RefSeq names its product mitotic checkpoint protein BUB3.2. Lineage: Eukaryota; Viridiplantae; Streptophyta; Magnoliopsida; Fagales; Betulaceae. Gene Ontology annotation, molecular function: protein binding. The record is from RefSeq and is a predicted model, not a curated record.